AUGGCAGGCAGCAAGAUUCUCGUUCUUGGGGGCACAGGGCCGGCGGGCAUCUGUCUGUUGCGGGAGCUCAUUCAUCGCGGUCACGCGACUGUUGUCUUCGCCAGGAAUCCCGCCAAGAUACCCCAUGACUUGGCUUCAAGUCCUCUGAUCGAAGUUGUCAAAGGCGAAAUGAGCGACUCGACCGCUUUGUCGUCUGCAAUGGCACAAUGCUCAGUCGUGAUUUCUCUUUUGGGCCCAGAUAUCAACAACACCAAGAUCGACCCAUCGCUCUUUGCGGACAUUUACCGGUCUUACGUGUUUCCAUCAAUGAGGAAGCAUGGCGUCAGACGCAUUCUCGCUAUGGGCACACUGUCUAUCAAGAAAUCCGAAGACCAUUGGACUAUGUUUCAAACCAUGGUUACCACGUUCAUGUGUCUCUUCGCUAGUGCCAUCUACGGCAACAUGCUGAAUCUUGCCAAGGCAUUCGAGAACGAAGCUGACGGUCUUGAUUGGACGGUUUUCCGCAUCGCACAGAUCCCUGGAGAGUCUGACGAGGAGGGUUGGAGGAAAGACAGAGAAGAACAACUUUUCACAGGUUGGAUUGGUGAAUCAGGUUGGACAUCCUCUAUGAAGAGAGGAGCGUUGGCGAAGUGGCUUGCAGAUGCCGCUGAGGGUAAGGCGGAUGGUUGGAUCGGGAAGAUGCCGGCUCUGAGUUCCUCCGCGCCCAAAUAG
Colletotrichum karsti is the source of this 711-nucleotide messenger RNA. Its product is annotated as NmrA family protein. NCBI's taxonomy places the organism in Eukaryota, Fungi, Ascomycota, Sordariomycetes, Glomerellales, Glomerellaceae. The record is from RefSeq and is a predicted model, not a curated record. The coding region runs from base 1 to 711 and encodes 236 amino acids. The transcript has 2 exons.